AUGUACGAUUCUCUUAUUCAUGGUCAAAAGGAUAUCUCUGAAAUUAAAUCAACACAAGAAAAAAAGCCAGAAACCGAACACACAGAAAGUGAUGAAAUUCAUUUGAGACAUACCAAUUCAUUUUUAAAGGAAAACAAGGUUCCAAGUAAUUCAGUUUCUAGAGCUAUUCAAUUUGCUGCUUUGGGUAUCAAACUGGGAGUCAAUACUGCUAAGGAACAAUACUUUUCAAAGAAACCUGAAGCAACUGAAACCUCUCAAACAUCUGAUUCUGAAAAAAAGAACAUUUCUGUGACUGAUGUUUUAACAGAAAAGAAUGCAGAGAUUCUUGCCGAUACUCUCUGUAAAAUGAGAGGAGCUGCCUUAAAGAUUGGUCAAAUUAUGUCCAUUCAAGAUGAGUCAACUGUUCCUCCAGUCAUUCAAAAGGCUUUGGAAAAGGUCAGACACUCUGCUAAUGUCAUGCCAACCUGGCAAUUGGAGCAAGCCAUGUCUGCAGAAUUUGGAGAAGCAUGGAAGAGUGGAUUCAAACAUUUUGAUACUAAACCAAUUGCAGCUGCCUCGAUAGGUCAAGUUCACAAGGGUGUUCUUGCAAAUGGUAAAGAAGUUGCAAUCAAGGUUCAAUAUCCUGGAGUUGCUGACUCUAUUGAAAGUGAUAUUAGAAAUGUAGAAAGAAUUAUCAAAUAUACAAAUCUCGUUCCUCGUGGUGCAUUCUUGGGACAAACCAUGGAACAAGCUAGAAAAGAGUUGACACAAGAAUGUGACUAUGUUCGUGAAGCUAAAUCUCAAAAGAUGUUUAGAAAAUUAAUUCAAGAUGAUGCUAUCGCUGAAAAGAAUAGAGGUUAUGUAACUGAUGUUCCAAUGACUUCAUAUAGUGUACCUGAAGUUUUUGAUGAAUUCACUACAAGAAGAGUUUUGUGUACAGAAUUAAUUAAGUAUGGUAAAACAAUCGAACAAAUCAAGGAAGAAUAUCCAAUUGAAGUCAGAAAUAGAGUCGCUAAAUUGAUUCUCAAAUUAUGUUUAAAGGAAUUGUUUGAAUUCAGAUUUAUGCAAACGGAUCCAAACUGGGCUAACUUUUUCUAUGAUCCAAAGACUGACACUUUGCACUUGUUAGAUUUUGGAGCAUGUUUGGAAUUCCCUCAAGAAUUUGUUGACCAAUACUUGCGUGUUGUCCAUGCAAGUGCCACUAAAGAUUUUGAGACAGUAAUUGAUGCUUCAAGAAAGAUGGGUUUCCUCACUGGACAAGAAUCCAAGGAAAUGAAUGAAGCUCAUGCAACAGCUGCCAUGCAUAUUGGUGAACCAUUUGCAUGUGAAGGCAUUUAUGAUUUCAGAAGUAAGGCUAUUCCAGAAAGAGUUACUAAAAUCAUUCCAACCAUGUUAAAACAAAGAUUAACAGCUCCACCUCCAGUAACUUAUUCUCUCCACAGAAAGUUAUCUGGUGCCUUUUUGUUGUGUAACAAAUUGGAUGUUGCAAUUGAAUGCAGAGAAAUAUUCCUUGAUGUCUAUAAUAGAUAUAUGGAAAAGAGAGGACAUUUAAUUAAUAAACAAUAA
Naegleria gruberi is the source of this 1545-nucleotide messenger RNA. RefSeq lists its product as uncharacterized. The transcript has a single exon. Lineage: Eukaryota; Heterolobosea; Eutetramitea; Acrasida; Naegleriidae. The coding region runs from base 1 to 1545 and encodes 514 amino acids. The record is from RefSeq and is a predicted model, not a curated record. Gene Ontology annotation, biological process: ubiquinone biosynthetic process. Gene Ontology annotation, molecular function: kinase activity.